GGAAAAGUCGCGUCAUUUUCACUUUGCCUUCAGCUUGGGAACACUCUAUUUCGAUCAGGUUUGUUUUUCUUUUCGUACGUUAACUGUAGUUUUUUUUAUUAGAAGCGUUUUACUUUUGAUAUUUAAUUUUUGUAUUGAUACCGAAUUAUACAGAGUCGAAUUUACUGAACAGCAGUUGCUUUGCUGAAAGAAAUUGGAUCAAUUCCGUUGGGUAACAACAAUGUGAUCACCGCCUGUAUGCAGUCGAUCCGUUACCACGCUUGUUUUGUUCUUAUUUCCAUCGCAAAUCGGAAUUAUUCAACGCUGUUGAUACCACGUAUCUGUAAGCAGUUUUCAUAAGACAUAGGUUUUCUUUUCAAUUCAGGAAAGAUAUGUUCUUUUAAAGGCAAUAGAUAAAUUGUGAUGCAUUCGUGAUCACCGAAGCAAGGUUAAAAAUCGAGUUGGCAUUAUAUUGUGCCGUCGACGCAAUACUCAAAAUGAAAAAUCGACAUAGCUACCUGUAAACGUAAAGUAUGUAGCAUAAGACGUUCUUCUUAUCCAUUGAAACAUUAAAUGCUGAGUCAAAUUUGUUUUUAAACAGUUAUUGCAAAAGAAAUGCUUCACCAAUGAUGGUUUCGAUCUAUUAAAAUCUUCGGAGCACGCUUUGAAAAGACUCACGCGGUGCGCUCUAGUAAAAAAGCUUAUUGCGGUUCGAAUUGCUUGAUUGAGAAAAGAUGCCUCGAUAAAUAUAGCAUUAAAACAAUCUGUAUAAAACAUAAAGAGAAGACGAAAGUCAAACUCGAAAUAUCAAUAAAGCGAAAAUCUGUUAAAUCAAGGAAAGAAUGCGUGCUUUGUUAAGUCUUAUGUAACUUUAUGAGCUCAGACACGAUUUAAAAAAAAGAUUUGCCACCUUUUCUUCUGUUUUCAAAGUAUUUCUGAUUUCUAGAAAUUCACCUGGACAUAGUGUUUCCAUGCUAAAGAUAUGAAAUGUUCUUUUCUACUCGGUGUUUUCGAUGGAACGUCCUGAGAAUAAUACAGGCACAAUGACAUUUCCGAAAAAUGAUAUUUAAACGUUUUACUAUUUAUUUUGUGUCAGCCAAAUGUCAAAGAAGUUAUCGAUUUCUUAUGCAAUACAGUAAAUAGAUUUGUUGGCAAACACUUCAUUUUACAAAAACAAACCAUUCAUAUAUGUUUUUCGAUCCCUUCAAAAAGAGGACAACUUGCAAUAUUGUGUUUCAUAUGCACCUCUCUGGACAUUCUGUGAUUUAUUUUAUUUUUUUUCAAGGUAAGUCCAAGGAAAACUUAGCACUAAUAUCACACAAUUCACAAUGGGAUCCAAUGGUGAUGAAACUGUGACCAUGGAAGACUUCACUAGAAUUGAAAAGAUAGGUGAAGGUACGUCAUCUUGUACUUAAUUUAACAUCAAGGGUAUUAUAUGUAUAACAAAGGAAUCUGUUAGCCUUCAAAAGUUUAACUCUAGUUGUUUUAGAGCUCUGUAUUUAAAGGGACAUCCAUGGAAAUUACUGACACUUGUGUCUUCUUUGUCUUUUCUCUUACCGUUUGCAUUACUUACUGCUCAUACUAUCUAUCUGAAUGAAAUACUGUCUUCCUUUUGGCCAGGUACAUAUGGUGUAGUAUACAAAGGACGCAACAAAAAGACCAACAAACUGGUGGCCUUGAAAAAAAUCCGCCUUGAGCUAGCAGAGGAAGGAAUACCUAGCACAGCAGUUCGAGAAAUUUCACUGCUCAGGGAGCUUAGGGAUCAUCCUAAUGUCGUCUGUUUAGAGCACAUACUCCAUGACGAUGCAAAGUUGUACUUAGUAUUUGAAUUUCUGAUGUGUGACCUCAAAAAGCACUUAGACUCAACCCGAGGAUUGUUGGACCCCAUGUUGGUUAAGGUAAUUUCUUAGGUACCAGAUGCCAAAAAAUGUUGUGUCAAUUUUGUUGUCCUAAUUUUUGUGCAUUGAAAUUAGCAAUUUCAACAAACUACCAUUACGUUUUAAUAAACCAAGACAUUUAUUAUUAUUACAAAAGUGCAUCUUAUUGUCAGGCUAUAAAAACUGUGACCACAGGCACAAGAAAAUUAUGUCGUGACAUGUCAUGUCUAAACCAAUCUCUAAAUGAUAUAUGCACCGUAGAAACAGUAUUAUUUACAUUGUGAAAAUUAAUGACAAAUAUAAUAAUUGAGUAUGUCUUAAAGGCCAAUGUUCAUCAAAACAGCUUUGUACACCACACUGACUGACUAUUUUAUUAGAGAAAGAGAAACUGUAAUUUGUGAACAUCCUCCACAUCCCAAUCCCCUUCCCCCCGGAUAGUGGGGAAGACGUGAAUUAAAGUAAAAGGCAUCUGAAAAGUUGGACAUUGAUUUCAGUUUCCUCCCGUUUUAUUUUUGUGUUCGUGCUUUCUUGAUUCAGAGGACCCCACUAUCUUGGAGCCUGAAAGGGCUACUGAAGCGUUUUCAAGAAUGCUUUCUUAAUUUGCAGAGCUACUUAUACCAGAUGACAAACGCUAUGUACUUUUGUCACAGUCGCCGAAUUUUACACCGUGACCUGAAGCCCCAGAACUUGUUAAUUGAUGAACAGGGACUGAUAAAGUUAGCUGAUUUUGGGCUUGGUAGACCAUUUGGAAUCCCUGUAAGGGCUUACACUCAUGAGGUAUGCAAACAUUCAGUCAAUAUUAAAUUAAGGUAGUAUAUAUUAAAUUAUUCUAUAUUUUAUAUUAUUUACCUAAGCAUUUUUGAGUUAAAUGCAGCACAGGUCGCCCAGUCUCAUGUAACAAGGAAAAGGUGUAAAGUGACCUUUGUGCUGGACGUGUUGAAAAUAAGAGACUUUGUAUGAAAAAUGAAAUACUGAGAUCUGCAAAUGCUAAAAAUGAAUUGAAAUGAAUAAAAAAGACUUACCUGUGAUGUAUUCCUCUGUGUUUUGGUGUCUGUUCAGCUACUACUGUUUUUUUUUUUUUGUUGUUGGAAGGGGAGGGGCUUUAUUGCAUAUUAACCACUAUUCCAAAGCUGGUCAUUUUGAUCUGGCAGGUUACUGGACUAGUCACAACAAAAAUGCCAUUUUUUCGGCCAAAAUUCAAUUCACUGCAAUGUUUUUCAGCACCCAAGAGGAAAACCUCCUCUUCCUCUCUGGGAGUUCAGCUCAAAAAAGCUUGAUAAUUUCCCCAUCAAAUUGGGCCAUUUGUGCCUGACUUCAAGGCAUGUCUGGCUUUCCUCCAGUACCUGUGGACAUUGUUGUGCCUACCAUCUCAUUUGCAUUUGAGAUUUGAAACCACGCCAGGUUGACAAUUAGUGUUUACAUGUACAUGACGGGUGCAAGGGCUUAAAAGACCUGUUAAUUAUACUCCUCACCCCACCAAGUUAAGGAAGUAAUAUGAUGCUCGCGCUAAGUGAGGGAUUGCGUGUCCAGGUAUGGUUUGAAAGGAUCACAGUUAACAAGAGAAUGGCAAUUUUUUCUUAUUGUUAGGUGGUAACUCUGUGGUACCGGGCACCUGAAGUUCUCUUAGGAUGCCAGAGAUAUGCCUGCCCUGUGGACAUCUGGAGUGUGGGGUGCAUAUUUGCAGAGAUGGUUACAAAGAAACCUCUCUUUCAUGGAGAUUCAGAGAUUGACCAACUUUUUCGUAUUUUCAGGUUUGCAUUGCAAUAUUAUAUAUUCCAGCUUGUAAAAUUUACAUGGUGAGAAUAGAGAUUUAAGUGCUUACAGUGUCCUACAUUGAAGAGACAUGAAAUAAAAAGACUGCCCCUUGACAUGGUUGCCAAAGGUUAGGAAAUGGUCAGGGAAAAAAUUUCUUCAAGGUCAGGGAAUUUCACUUCAUGUCAGGGAAAAGUGAAAUGUUAAGAGUACAUUUUAUUCUUGUUCCCUUUGAACAACAAGCUAAUGUUGGUUUUAAACAAAAUUAAUCCUAUUUGCACAUUAUUGUCAAGCAAUUCAUGUACACUAUACAUGACUUGCUGAAAUGCUUUAUGUAACACUUACCCUAUUAAACGAUGAAUAUGUGAAUUUCAUUUAUUGAAACUGUGAAAUGAAGAAAUACGACUCGAACUCUGAAGGGAAAUGGAAAGCAGUUGAGUUUGUGGGGAAUUUGAGUUAUCCUGCUAAAUUUAUGGUGAAAUUUUCAUCAAAGGAAAGGAAAAUUUCUUCCAGUUAGAGGGGAAUUCAAGUAAUCCGAGUUUGAGCCAUCGUGGUUCUACUGUACAGGGUUGUCAUUAAGAGCCGGGGGCCAGGGAUUUUCCCCGGCAACUAAUAGAGUGGCCCCCGGCUACUUUUAUUGGAAAAUAGAAGAAAAAUAGAACCAAAAGAAAUCCCUAGCCAUUUGAUUCCUUGCCUACUUGUUGUAUUUACCCAGCAACUUGAAAUCUUAGUGACAACCCUGCUGUAACUGCAAAGAAGAUCAUCAGAGGUUAAGAUGUGACAACUUAUGCAGUUGCGAAAAGAAAGCCCAAAAAAUUCAGACUUGCCGAAAUUCAUAUCCUGGCUCCUGAAAUAAAGGGUUUGUUAAUAACUGCUUAUUAUAAGUUGUGACUUUCUUUGCAUUUAGUUUAUUACUAAUCACUUUCAUACCAUGGAUACUUCAUAAAACUAUUGAAUUUGUCUUCAAAGAAUUCUAGGUACACCAACAGAGAAGAAUUGGCCAGGAGUGUCGCAGCUUCAAGAUUAUAAAACAAGCUUUCCAAAAUGGAGUGGAGAGGGACUUAAGAAAGCAGUUCCUCAGCUGGAUGAAAAUGGACUUGAUUUGUUAGAGGUAGAUGACAGUUGUUUGAAACUUUAUAUUCUAAUUUCCCAAACAUGAACUUCAAACCGUGGUCACCUUAGGUUUGCCAUUUGCUGUAAUCACACCAUGAAAUGUCUCUAGUGUGUUCACAUAAAUUUAAUACAUGUAGGUGCCCAGCAGGGAACCAUACUCAGGCACUAGCCCAAUUACCAAGUAGGAACUCUGUCUAAGUGUGUUGAAACUGAAAUUUUGCUACCACAAAAGUAAUAAUCUGCAUAGAAUGUUCAAUAGGUACCUCAUAAGUGAGGGUUUGUGUAAAGAAAGUCAUGUCUGAUAGCCCGGGGCUACUGGAUUUUGCUAUCGGGCUAGUGAUUUUUGUUCUUAACUUGCCCAACGGGCAAGUGCUAUUUUUUGAGGAAAUUCAAAUUACAGAAGGAUUGUAAUCAAUCCUGCUAAUCAAAAAGGGUUUUGGGGCUUGUUAAAAUGACUUGUGGGCUAGUAUGUGCUAGCUACAGCUUGAGUGAUUGGCAGGCUGCACUGUAAAACUGACUUUGUUUGCACCCUGGUUUGCAAAGCAUAAUUCAUUCCAAUGCAACCCUCUAAGUUGCGACCAUUUUAGUCGCCACGGCGCCUAAAAUUUUUAAGCUGGCGACUUGAUUUGUAAAAAAGUCUCGCUAAACCUAAAGAAUUGGUCGCCAAAUGGCGACCAAGCAAACACUUUAACUUGGAGGGUUGCAAUGGCAACAAGAGUCAUGUACAAUAGCCUGGGACCAGUGGAUUUUGCAUGGGCUAGGGAAUUCUGCUCUGCUCAAAGGGAUCUUAAGAUCUUAUCCUAUGUACCCUUCAUUUGUUUCUGUGUUUUUAAACUUAAAUGCAUAACAUAAUGUUUAAAAAAAAAUUAUCUUGUCUCUAGCUUGUGUGAUUAAAGAGCCUGAUAUAAAUAAUAUAAAAGUUGUUUAAUAAUUCCAAAUAGAGCAAUAUUAAUCAACUGAGACAUGAUGUAUUCUAUUUCCAACAGAAAAUGCUUUUGUAUAAUCCUGCAAAGAGAAUAUCAGCAAAAGCUGCAUUGGAUCAUCCGUAUUUCCAUGAUUUGGACCUGUCUACACUACCUGCAACCAAACAGACCACCAUAAUUGGAAACAUGCCAAAAAGCUUCUAGAUACCAAAUUAUCUUAGUUUUACAUUCACUAUUUUUUUUUUUUACUAAAUGAAAUACAGCCGUGUACAGUACAUUGUAGAGCAUCUAAAGGGGUGUAUUUUCUUGGAUUAUGUAAGUUAAC
Molecule: messenger RNA, 5969 nt
Organism: Porites lobata
Lineage: Eukaryota; Metazoa; Cnidaria; Anthozoa; Scleractinia; Poritidae
Source: the annotation of a GenBank genome assembly